This is a messenger RNA of Sphaerodactylus townsendi, 1918 nucleotides long. RefSeq names its product sperm associated antigen 16 (gene SPAG16). The transcript is spliced from 15 exons. Gene Ontology annotation, molecular function: protein binding. Gene Ontology annotation, cellular component: axonemal central apparatus. Bases 42 to 1748 code for a protein of 568 amino acids. NCBI's taxonomy places the organism in Eukaryota, Metazoa, Chordata, Lepidosauria, Squamata, Sphaerodactylidae. The record is from RefSeq and is a predicted model, not a curated record. Gene Ontology annotation, biological process: axoneme assembly.
CGGAGCGGAAGCGGGCUGGCGUUGCCCGUAGCAACCGAGGGAUGCGUGUUGCGGGCAGGCAGGCGGGUGGCGAGGGCAUCAUGGACGAGGGCGCCGCCGCAGACCCUUCGGGCGGCCCUUUCUGCCUGCAGCAAAUUACUCUAACAGAAUGCUCUGAAGAUGACUAUCAGUAUGAAGAGAUACCAGCAGAUGAUGAUUUCAGCGUCCAGGAAGGUGAUGAAGACCUGAUGAAAGCUUUGCAGACGAUGGAAGACCAGGCGGUUGACGCCCAGAUUAUGGCUCAACGACCAAGCCAGGUAAUGAAGCAUUCCCUCGCUGAUGUACCUGAAGCUGUGGAUGACUUCCUCUGCAAUUUUUUAGUCCGAAUGGGGAUGAACAGGACUCUAGACUGUUUUCAAACUGAAUGGUACGAACUGAUGCAGAGAGGUAUACUUGAACCUAAAGACAUUGGACUUGUUCCGGAUGCGUACACCUGCAAUCAACAUUUGGAAAGGGAAAACAAAUGUUUAAAAAAGGAACUAGAGAACUACCAGCUGGUGGCCAACAGAGCUAAGGAGGCGCUGCUGAAGAUCCAGAGAGAGCGUGACUUCCACCGAAUGCACCAUAAACGAGUGGUCCAAGAAAAGAACCGGCUCAUUAAUGAUAUUAAACGGCUGAAAACACAUUAUGCAUCUUACGAGCCGAUGUUGCGCAAACUGAAUGAGAAAUAUGAGACUCUGUUGAGACAGAAAAUGCUGACCAGCUUGGAGAGAGACAGAGCGGUGUGGCAGAUCACUGGCUUGCGAGCCACCCUGCAGAGUUCAGAACCUGGGAGCACCACCCAGAUAUUGAUGCCUAGAGUUGGCCAUGGGUGUGAACGAGAGGAGGGAAUAGAAGGACCUUCCCAGAGAGCCCUCAAAGAAGCCAAGGAUCCAAAAAUGUCUUCUGGGGGUCAUCCGUGUGACCCAGUGAAACAGGCAGACAAGAGGUAUCCAAAGGAUUCCAUGUUUCCUGAAGAUAUUCAAGUGAACCCUUACCUCGCUCAUGCCAAAGAGUGUGUGCGGCCACUGAACUCUGGAGUGUACCGGCUGAGCAAUACUUUGAAAGUGCAUGAUCUGGCAGUGAGCAGUUUGGCUUUGCAUCCGAGGAAAGACAUUGUUGUGACCGCCAGCGAUGACCGCCUGUGGAAGAUGUGGGCCUUUCCUAGCGGCAACAUCAUCAUGAAAGGCGAAGGCCACACUGACUGGCUGUCCGGGUGCUGCUUCCACCCGAGCGAGAGAUGCAGAUACACCUUGCGUGGCCACAAGGACUCUGUAAACAGCAUUGAGUUUCUUCCUUUCUCUAACACCAUCCUGACCAGCUCUGCAGACAAGACCCUUUCUCUGUGGGAUGCCAGAACGGGACUUUGCGCUCAGACCUUCUGUGGCCACCUGCAUUCCUGCAACCAUGCUACAUUCAACAUGAAGGGUGACACUAUUGCUUCCUGUGAUUCUUAUGGUGUUCUGAAAUUGUGGGAUAUUCGGAGGGGAGCGCCAAUGGUGUCAAUUGAUGCCGGUCCACAUCCUGGGAAUCAGGUGGCAUUUGACCCUUCUGGUCAUAUCAUAGCUCUUGCAAGCCAUGAUGGGACUGUGAAGGUUCUCGAACUCAAAUCUGGACAGCUUUCCAGUUUGGUGGGCCAUGACGACGAAGUCCAGAGUGUCCUUUUUGAUCACAAGGCAGAACAUCUGAUAUCAGGUGGUUCCGAUGGCACUCUUCGAAUCUGGAACUGAGACACUGAACCGCGGCUUGUGAAAUCUCACGGAAAUGGUUUCAGAUAACCUCUUAGUGAAACAUGUGACUUUGGGGGGGGGGGGGAAAUAAAGAAUUUGCCUUCAACAUUUGAGAUAGAACAAUUGUAUGGAAUAUAACAUUUCUGUAUUCAAUAAAAAAAAUUAACUUC